AAUAAUGCUUUCUGCCUCACACAAAAAAGUCUUUUAUCCAACUCCUAAUCUAUAUUUCUGGUAGAAAAAAAUCCAAAAAUUAGACUAACACAUGGUACACCUUGUUACUGAACAAAAACUGACCGUAAAUUGCAUCUUGUUGCUAAUGUUGAAAAUGGCAAAAACUGUCCCACAACCAUUAGAUAUGUCGAAAAUCUAAACUCAAAUCACUGGCAAAAAUGUUUCACUGACUGAAACAAUCAACAAAAUUUAGAUCUGUAAACACCAGGGAAAAAAGGGCUAACUAGAAACAAUGGCCACCAAGCAAACUCUCAACAGCAGAAGUUACCAGUAACAAUGUUACAGGGCAAAAAAAAAAGAGAAAGGAAACCCUGCGAGACGCAUCAUACCGCAAAUCUUAUCUCCAGGGAAGACGGGCAAAAAUACAGGCAAACUAGAUACAGAGGAGGGGAACGCCUCCAGCCCAGAAACAAGUGGGUGAUGGGAAUGGUUCUUCUGGCCCUGUACGUUUUCCCUUCUUUUCAGCAGAAAAGUGCUGAGUCCACAAAGGAAAAAACCGAUCAGGAUGAAAAUUUCUCUAAAGCAAUGAAAAGGGGGGAAAAAUGGAAAUAGCUUAAAUACUCGGUAUAAAAAAAGUGACCAAAUUAUAAAAUGGGCUCACGGAUUUGCGUCAGAAACGUUACUUCCCCGACAACUGGUCAACGUCGGUGUAAGUAUCAUUAAAAUGUCAGUAUUAAAACAAGGUCUCCAACACUCCCGUGGCCCAAGGGGGUCUUCGGCUACCGCUCCCGACCGUGGGCCUGGGGGUCCCUAUUUCCUGCGCUCGCACCUCUAGCCCGCCGCUUUCGGGACUCUCAGCCUUCUUUUCCCUUCCCUCAGGGCCGGGCGGCACCUCAACCACGCCAAAGGCAGUAACUUGGCUGAAAGGAGCGCCCUGAGACAGGUCAGAGGGCUCCGCCAUACGCGACCCGCAGCCACAAGAGCAGGUCCCCAGGCCGUGUGCGCCGGGAGUUAGCGACUCAGCCCAGCCCUGCAGCCAGGCUCGGGCGAUGGGCGGAGCCAGCGCGAAGCGCGCAGGCGCACACCGCCUCCCGGGCAGCAUGGCGGACGCAGAGCCUCAACCCAGCAAGAGAAAGCGCGAGCUGGACUUGGAGGAGGCGCACGUCGCCAGCACAGAGGAAAAGAAGGCAGACGUUGGAAAUGGUACCUGUGCUCCUGUCCGCUUACCGUUCUCCGGCUUCAGACUGCAGAAAGUGCUGAGGGAGUCUGCGCGGGACAAAAUCAUUUUCCUACACGGAAAGGUGAAUGAAGCCUCUGGGGAUGGGGCUGGAGAGGAUGCCGUUGUGAUCCUGGAGAAGACGCCAUUUCAGGUGGAACAGGUGGCUCAGCUCCUGACAGGCAGCCCUGAGCUCCAGCUGCAGUUCUCCAACGAUAUCUACAGCACCUAUCACUUAUUCCCUCCAAGACAACUGAGUGAUGUAAAGACGACCGUGAUUUACCCCGCCACAGAGAAACACCUGCAGAAGUACCUGCGCCAGGACCUCCGCCUGAUCCGAGAGACGGGGGAUGACUACAGGAACAUUACUUUACCCCACCUGGAGUCCCAGAGCCUCAGCAUCCAGUGGGUGUAUAACAUUCUCGACAAGAAGGCUGAAGCGGAUCGGAUUGUUUUUGAGAACCCAGAUCCCGCUGACGGGUUUGUCCUCAUCCCUGACCUCAAGUGGAACCAACAGCAGCUUGAUGACCUCUACUUGAUUGCCAUCUGUCAUCGCCGGGGCAUCAGGUCCCUACGCGACCUUACUCCAGAGCACCUGCCGCUGCUCAGGAACAUCCUCCACCAGGGGCAGGAAGUCAUCCUGCAGCGCUACCAGAUGACAGGAGACCGUCUACGAGUAUACCUGCACUACCUGCCCUCCUACUACCACCUGCACGUGCACUUCACCGCCCUGGGCUUCGAGGCCCCCGGCUCAGGUGUGGAGCGCGCCCACCUGCUGGCCGAGGUGAUCGAGAACCUGGAGUGUGACCCCAAGCACUACCAGCGGCGCACGCUCACCUUCGCCCUCAGGGCUGACGACCCCCUGCUCAAGCUCUUGCAGGAGGCUCGGCAAAGCUGACUUAACUCGAGGAGAAGAGCACAGAUGUGUGGGACUGGGGGAGGAGUGGGGACAAUAUUUUUUAUCUCCAAGUGAAUUUUCUAAAAAUGUGUUUUGUACCGGCUUAUUCCUAGUAGUGAAUAAAGUAGUGGGCUCACUCA
Molecule: messenger RNA, 2254 nt
Organism: Cebus imitator (Panamanian white-faced capuchin)
Lineage: Eukaryota; Metazoa; Chordata; Mammalia; Primates; Cebidae
Gene: DCPS
Product: decapping enzyme, scavenger
Exons: 6
Coding region: 1050-2114 (354 amino acids)
Biological process (GO): deadenylation-dependent decapping of nuclear-transcribed mRNA
Cellular component (GO): P-body; nucleus
Molecular function (GO): hydrolase activity; RNA 7-methylguanosine cap binding
Source: RefSeq, a predicted model, not a curated record